AUGAUCUCGAAAAUGGACACCAACGGCGACACGGCUUCCUUGAAACGGAAGCGCGAACCGAGAGACGACUCGCCGCUUCUGCAGAAGAAACACCGGCGGAGAUCAAAGUCGAACAUGGAGGGCAAUAUCAUCUCGGAUACAAGCGCCAAUGGCAAGCACCGGCAAGACAAUGUUGCCCCGCAACAAGUCAACGGUGACCCGGAUUCUUUAGGCCGUCCGUCGCAACCUCCUGAAGAUAGUUCGUUCCCGCAGUCAGCGACAAUAUGGAAACUGUCGAAGCCAAUGGGUGGCAGGAUGUUGGAUAUUGAUCCCAUUUUCUCCCUGGAUGAAAGGCAUUUGAUCAUCACAUACAACACCUCGAUACAGGUGUAUUCUACCGAGGACUCCCUGCUCGUCCGCAGGAUUGCUCUUCCGCUGAUGAGGACGGACGACUCGACCGAGCAUGUGGCCACUCAUAUCGUAUCGUCAGCAUUAUCAAAGUGCUCCCCAGACCACAUUUGGGUCGCUUGCUCCGAUGGGCGGGUUUGGCGCAUUAAUUGGACGUCAGGCGCGGGCGCCGACACCCCUUUCGCUGUCGACACAAAAAAGCUUCUGGAUAUGACCGUGGAUGCGGUUGAUAUCGGGGGCAAGGUUGAGGAUGUCUUACUCGUUCUGAAGAGGCUUACCACAAGUUCCGCGCAAAUAACCGCAUAUGACCACGAGGCCCUGUCGACGAACAACGGGAAGCUACUUCACACUUACGACGAGAACCCGCAAUUGCUGCGAUCCGUCGCAGGUGGCAGAUUGAUUGUCGCCGCGGCAAAAGAGACAGUACACAUUGGCUUGCUGAAGUCCAAGAAGCCGGCAUCACUACACGAUCUGGCCUAUCGGUUCCAUUCUCUUGAUGUGCCCGAUAUCAUCAGCUGUCUGGACGUUAGACCCACCAUUCGGACAACCAAGAAGUGGGGCGUUGAACUUCAGUCUAGCAGUCUUGCUAUCGGGUGUGCUCGAGGCGCAAUCUAUCUCUAUACUGAUCUCCUCUCCCAGCUACCUGGCGACGGUUCCGGCUCUUCAAAGGCAGGUCUGAUUCAGCCAAGGAAGUACCAUUGGCAUCGCAGAGCUGUUCACAGUCUCAAGUGGUCCGAGGAUGGCAACUACUUAAUCUCCGGCGGCUACGAGACUGUUCUAGUUCUCUGGCAACUUGACACUGGGAGAUUAGAGUUCUUACCACAUUUGUCUGCUGCCAUUGAGAACAUAGUCGUCUCACCCCGCGGGUCGUCUUAUGCAAUUCAUUUGGAUGACAACUCAACCAUGAUCCUGUCGACCGCCGAGAUGAAGCCGACCAUGUACGUGUCAGGGAUUCAAUCUCUCGUACUGGGAGAUCGGCCAUCUAAAGAGGCCUUGGUCCGCCGUGUCUGGCGGCCGGUCGAUGAGAUCGCCGCGCCGUUGGUUGCCAGCGUCAGCCCUCAGAACCCAACACAAAUGUUCUUGUGCGUUGGCAAUGGGCAGCAAGCCACCGUUGGAGGAGGGACAUCAUCGACACCUCUCCUUCAAGUGUUUGAUAUUUCUUCAUUUCAAGGUGUUGCUAAACACGCCAUCGCACGAACCAACCCCUCAGACGCUAAUAUAACCAGCGAGGGCGCGCCGAUCAUUGAACCGACAACCACCAAACUCGCCUUCUCCCGGGAUGGUAAAUGGCUUGCAUCGGUCGACGAAUGGCAACCGCCAGAACGGGACACCGAAGCUUUCUUAACUGGGUCAAAGACACCUGCCGAAGUCUGCAGGGAAAGACGUGAGAUUUACCUCAAGUUUUGGGAAGUUGGCGCAGAUGGGAACACUCUCGAGCUUGUCACUCGCAUCAAUGACGCCCAUCGUUCCGAUUACGAUGGGGUGAUAUUUGACCUCGCGAGUGAUCCGACCUCUUCCCGCUUCGCUACGAUUGGGAAUGACGGAACGGUGCGCUUUUGGUCCUCGAAACUGCGCAAGAGAGAUGGUCACGCAGCCGCUCGCCCAGACGGGGAACCGUUGCGGAGUUGGACCUGUUCGCGACUUGUUUCUCUCCCUGUGUACGAACAGCAGGAUGACUCGGUCGAGAUGGCGCAACGGACGCCUCGUGGCGGCGCCAUCACAUUUUCCGAAGAUGGUUCCAUACUCUUCGCUGCAUUUGGCGGGCCAUCUGGAGCUCUGGUUGUCGCCAUCGACACCGAGACCGGGACCAUCCGUGAUGUUCUUUCGGGCAUGUUCAGUGGCGGAAUUCGGGCAAUAAAGGCGCUCUCGUCGUGCCUCAUUUUACUCUCAGAGGAUCUGGUUGUCUACGACGUUGUCUCAGAUGAACUACUCUACAGCUUCUCCCUGAAGGAAACAUCGGAAGCUGCGAAACGGCUGACACAACUCGCGGUCAACCAUACUUCGCAAAGUUUUGCGCUUGUCGCCCCGGUACCAAAUCCUGCUCAGGAAAAGAUGAAGAGGGGCGUGAGAUCAGAACUUGUCAUCUUCAACAUCGAAGACCCAAGGCCGCAAUUGGUCAAGACAUUCCCGCAAAUCAUUACAUCCGUAUUUGCCACGCCGGCAUCAUCCGGCUUCGUUGUCGUCGACUCAGCAGCCCAGAUCUGGUCUGUAACCGAGGGCGCCGAUCAAGCUCCUCUCCUCCAACCUUUGGCCGACUUGGGGGUGAGCGACAGUGUCGAGGCGAGUUUGAAAGCGGCGUCCGAAGAGUCCCCUAUCCCUGAGGGAGACGCUAGUGAUGAGGAAAUGCAAGAUGUGGAUCAAGAUGUUGAGAUGGACGAUGACGACGACACCCAUGCCGCUGUUGUGGCACCUCAACGUCUAGCUGAGAUCUUUAACGCUGCGCCUGCUUUUGCAAUGCCCCCGAUUGAGGAUAUCUUCUAUCAAGUAACCCGACUGUUUGCGAGCAAGCCGGUUAACGCUUGA
Molecule: messenger RNA, 2910 nt
Organism: Canariomyces notabilis
Lineage: Eukaryota; Fungi; Ascomycota; Sordariomycetes; Sordariales; Chaetomiaceae
Product: WD40 repeat-like protein
Exons: 3
Coding region: 1-2910 (969 amino acids)
Biological process (GO): positive regulation of transcription by RNA polymerase I; positive regulation of rRNA processing
Cellular component (GO): nucleolus
Molecular function (GO): RNA binding; protein binding
Source: RefSeq, a predicted model, not a curated record